UAGAGAACUUGUAUAUGUUCUGAUACUGAUUAAUUAAUAAAGUAUUAUUUUGUUAAUACGUUUUGUCAAUAGUUUUUUCUCCAUAUGACGGAACAUCUUUAUGAUACGUUGAGACAUCUGAGGGGUAUGCUCAUUAAUUGUAACAGCCACCCGUGCUGAAAUGCACCCAUGAUGAUGUAUCUGUCCUGAUGAGUAGCCCAUUGAAUAGCUGCUGCUGCUGCUGCUGCUGCUGCUGCCAGACACAACCCUGUAGCAGCCAUUGCAGCACCAGGACUCAAAUCCAGUGCAGAUUGUUGUUUACGUUGUGGUUACUGUGAUUGAAAGCCUUUCCUUGACACCAUUGCCAUCAUCAGGAGGUGCUGAAGCAACAAUUUUUUAUUUUUGUAAAAGAGCCAUUUUACAUUGUUAAAUAUGGACCCAGAUGGUGGUGUUGGAGGGGGAUCCUCCAUGAAACUGCCUCAUUCACAUUCAACCCCUGCAGGGGUGGAUGGGGGUACCAGAACUCCUCCAACCACACCGAAGAAGGGUGGAAAGAUGCUUGCAGUACGUGUUCAGAUGUUAGAUGAUUCUGUCACCAUGUUUCAAGUACAGGCAAAAGCUUUGGGUCGUGUUUUGUUUGAUCAAGUUUGCAAGCAACUUCAUCUGCUUGAAGCAGAUUACUUUGGGCUGGAAUACCAAGAACCCAAUGGAACCAAAUACUGGUUGGACCUGGAGAAGCCAUUAUCCAGGCAAAUUGGGCUCUCACUGGUAGACACGCUUUUAAGGUUCUGUGUCAAGUUCUACACACCAGACCCAGCACAGUUGGAAGAAGAAUUCACAAGAUAUCUGUUCUGCCUCCAGAUCAAGCGUGACUUAGCCCAGGGUUUACUGCAGUGUAAUGACAACACAGCUGCCCUCAUGGCUUCCUAUAUAGUACAAGCUGAAUGUGGAGAUUAUGUUGUGGAGGAUUAUCCUGACCACACAUACCUGUCGACAUACAAAUUUGUACCAAAUCAGGACCAUGAGUUGGAGCGAAGGAUCAUGGAGAAUCACAAAAAACAUGCGGGUCAGUCACCAGCAGAAGCUGACUUGAAUCUUCUGGAAACAUCCCGUCGUUGUGAGCUGUAUGGUAUGAAGAUGCACCCAGCCAAGGAUCAUGAGGGUGUACCACUGAAUCUGGCUGUGGCACAUAUGGGCAUUGUUGUCUUCCAGAACUUCACCAAGAUUAAUACUUUUUCUUGGGCCAAGAUUCGCAAAAUCAGCUUUAAAAGAAAACGCUUUCUUGUGAAACUUCAUCCAGAAGGCUAUUCAGAGGGUUACUACAAAGAUACCGUAGAAUUUUUCUUUGAAGGUCGAAAUGAGUGCAAAAAUUUCUGGAAAAAGUGUGUAGAAAACCAUGGCUUCUUCCGUUGCUCAGCUGUGAAACAUGUCCCAAGGCAGAAAACCCGCGUCUUGAGUCGAGGCUCUUCCUUCAGGUACAGUGGUAAGACUCAGAAGCAAAUUGUUGAGUUUGUACGUGAGAACUAUGUGAAGAGGCAGACAUUUCAGAGGUCUCAGUCGUUCCGUCAUUCGAGCUCGGCUCACUCGAGUGUUGCGAACGUUGUGGGAACCAGCUUAUCAGCACACCCCUUGUUACCUCUUGGAGAUAAUGCUGUCGUCGGCACUCCAGCAUCUCUCUCAUGCGGGUCGAUGACAUUGGGUUCAAUGAUGGAGCACCAGCGGGGGGUGGGCACCCACUCGCACCACCACCACCGCCACCACCAUCACAUCAGCAGGGACCGAGCUGGCAAUGCGAGUCCUCUCCUAUCCCCGACACACACUGCAGAUAUCCACGACUUCGAUACCCGGGACCUGACCAUCAUUACAUCAGGAGGCAUUGGGACUACGAGCCCAUCACCCCCCCUCACCACCUCCCUCUCACCAGGUACAUCGAUCACAUCCAGCCCACAACAUUUUUACCCGGGUGGGCGCCAGACAGACGACGAGGAGCAGGAGUACACCACUGCAGUGACAGAACAACGGGAGACAUUGGGUACUGGCGGGAGUCAACGUCAGAGUCCUUACCAACACCAGAACACAGGUGUUGACACAGUAGAUGAUGUCAGUGGAACACCCCCAUCAAAGAUGCAGGAUAUCAAAAAUACAUACCUUGUCACAUCAACCCCCAAUGAAAAUGGUGACAUUGCAACAAAUCACAGUGAAGAAAAUGCUGUUCAUACCCCUGAUGUUUCUCCACUGAAGGCCAUCAAAGAUGAACUCCCAAUGCCAAAGGUUACUACCACCACUGAGGGAGAAGUUGAUGUACGGAGAAAGAGGUAUCCAACAGAUCGUGCUUACUUCAUUGCAAAGGAGAUUUUGAUGACAGAGAGAACAUAUAAGAAAGACCUAGAAGUGAUCAGCUUGUGGUUCCGUGAUGAAGUGAGCAAGGAGGAGGGUGAAAUGCCAGACACAGCUUUGAUGCCUUUGUUUUCAUUGGUUGAGCCUCUUCUUGAGUACCACUGUGGCUUCCUUCGAGAUAUAGAAACACGUCUUGCUACAUGGGAAGGCCGCAGUAAUGCACACCUCAAUGGUGAUUAUCGCCGCAUUGGAGAUGUUCUUUUAAAGAAUAUGGGAGUCUUGCCAUUGUACGAGAAGUACCUAGCAAAGCAUCUGGUUGUUCUUGAAAAGUUGGACUCUGCUUUCCGACUGAAUCACAAAUUUGAGAAACUCUAUCGUGAUUUUGAAAUGCAGAAAGUCUGCUAUCUUCCCCUGACAGCCUUUGUCCUAAAGCCUCUUCAGCGACUCCUGCACUAUGAGAAUCUGUUAGACAGACUUCUGAAGCAUUACGGAAAAGAUCAUCAGGAUUAUGAAGAUUGUCUGUCUGCAAGAAGCAUGUUGAUGGAGACCUCUCGUAAUGUCCCCAGUAUUUUGCAGCGCUCAGAGAACUUCGUAGCACUAUGUGAGUUGCAGCGUGAUCUAAAUGGCUUUGACAAUCUGGUGCAACCUGACAGAAACUUUGUGCGACAAGGAUGUCUUCUAAAGCAUUCCCGCAAAGGUUAUCAGCAACGCAUGUUCUUCCUGUUCUCAGACCUCUUGCUGUAUACUAACCGCACUGUUCAGCCGAACCCACAGUUCAAAGUUCAUGGUCAGCUGCCACUGAGAGGUGUUAUGGUGGAGGAGACACCAGACAAUAAGACUGGAGCAUACUAUUGCUUCACUAUCUAUGGUGGGAACAGAGCACUUACUGUGGCAGCAAGUAGCCAAGAGGAAAAAGAUAAGUGGUUGGAAGACCUCACAGCUACAGUCCAGGCUGCCAGAGACAGAGGUGAUAAUAAGCUUCAGUACCUCAGUCUCAAGUCAUGCAGUUCAUCAGAUGAGGUGAUGGAUACUUGUGGUGGUGAUAGCACCAGUGACACCAAUGGAACAGGACGGGAGAAAGCAGCAGGAGCCACUCAACGCAGUAACACUACAGUACAUGUUUGUUGGCAUCGGAACACCAGCAUUAGCAUGCGUGAUCAGUUGCGCGCUGUAGAAAACCAACUAAGUGGUUAUCUGUUGCGAAAAUUCAAGAACAGCAAUGGCUGGCAGAAGUUGUGGGUUGUUUUCACAAACUUCUGUUUGUUCUUCUACAAAACUUUCCAGGAUGACUUCCCAUUAGCCAGCUUGCCUCUGUUGGGAUAUACAGUCAGUUCUCCCUCAGAACAAGAUGCAAUACACAAAGAAUAUGUCUUCAAACUUCAGUUCAAGAAUCAUGUUUAUUUCUUCAGGGCAGAAAGUGAAUACACAUUUGGUCGGUGGAUGGAAGUUAUCAGCAGUGCUACGCAACAUUCUGGUCGUUUACGGUUAUUCAGUAGGAAAGAAAGUGUGUUGGAAGACAACUAGGUAUUCAGUACUUCCCUCACAUAACAGUGCAGAAUGUUGGUAAUUCCAUUCUUGCAAAAAUAUUGAUUUGAAAUUCACCCCAUCUUCCACAUACUUCAUGAAGUAUGCUACUUCCAAGUGUUGCUGUAUUCUGUUUAUAUUCAAACACCUCUUACCAAGUGUGUUUUAAAUUAACCAGUAGAUUUUUAUGGUUGCCAGUAAAGAUGGGAAAGAUAUGCAGUCAUUUGUAUAAUAAUUCUCAUUUUAUGUGUGAAGUAACCAAAUUUGGUUUGUAAUGAAUUUGAAGUACCCUACAUGCAUAUGCUAAAAGCAAGACAGGAUGUAGAGUGAAUUUGUAUGUAUGACAUCCACAGAACACUUUCUGUGUUCUAAUAUAUAAAAUAGUGGUUAUGAUGGUAUCAUGAAUUACCAUGAUAUUUCAUUUUAUAGCGAGCCAAAGCAUUGGUAAGGUUUGGAGGGACAUGAACUGAGCCUUAUUGCUUGAAGUUUUCUGUUUUAUAUCGCUGUUUCAGGCACAGAAUUAUAUGUAGAAAGUGUUGUACAGACAAAGUUUCUUGUUCAGAACAAAAUUACAUAUGGCAAAGUAGGUUUAUGCUUCUAAAUUUAAUAUGCGACACCUAUAGUAUUAGUAUGUUUCGUGGAUGAAGUCCUAUAUUUUUUUCCUAUUCACAGUUGGAGAUGGUGGCUAGUUGCUGCCUUUAUAUUUCUUCAAAAGGGCUGAAGAAAACUAGGUUUAUUCUGUGUAUAAGCUGAAUAUGAAGAAGGAACAGUAAUGGCUACAUCAUGGUGUUCAGUAAAUUAGUAUGUUGUGUGUGCAGAGUAAGUGGCUCUUCCAAUUUUGAGAAAACAGAAAUAAUGCAGGACAUUGUAGACUGAUCACUUUAUAAUAGUCCUUGCAUUGUCAGACAUCAUGGAACAUCACAAACUACCUCUUGUGUAGAAUAAUUAUUAAAAGACAUAAAACAUACUCAUAUUUUUAAUUAUAUUGCUUACGUGUUUUAUUAAGAAACCUGAAGUAGUCAUAGAUGUUCUUUCACCAAGGCAUGUAUUUUUGAGAGUCAGAAUAGGUUAAAUUUCAAGUAGUUUCCUAUUCUUAUCAGAGUAGCAUGCUUAAUACUGCUCACUGGAUUCUCAGAAUGUCAGUGAGAAGAACUUCUGGAUGCAUUGAAAAGCAGCAGUUGAUCUGAGAGACUGCCAGCUUAUUUAAGUGCAUGUUGCCAGAAAUUCUGUCUUUUUGCAAAGUGUCUCUCUCCCUCUCUCGUGCCUUUAAAGUCUCAUAUAAAAAAAAUCCCAUGUUAGUAUUUCACAUGCAGUAAAUUUAUAUGGUCCUCUGUUUGCAUAAAAUUAUAUUUUACUGAGUUAAGAAAUUUUCUGUGUUGAGAAUUGUAUCCCAACAGUAUCAUAUUUGCAGCAUUCUUAAUAUACAGAAUGUCCAGAAACGUUCCACACCAUAGGAGAAAUUUGUUAUUUGACCAAAUACAGAACUAUAAAAAGGUAAAAGUUGUUACAGAUCAUGUGUUUUGAAUCACAAAUUUUGGAAUCAUAUACCUAGGACAAGCUAUUACAGCAAUAAACUCAUAUCAAUAGUAAAAAGUUCUGGCGAUAUAGCCGGUGUGAUAUGAUGGUGAAAGGGGGAUAUGUUUCCAGGGUAGUGGGAAGUGGUAGUGAAGGAGAAGCUGGUACACUUUAGGAGGCUACUCUUGAAACCAGUUAUGUGGGCUAUCAUUAUGGGGUGGGAAGAUGGACCAUGCGGAGGAGGGUACUGCAUAUAGCGGGGGAUGUGGGACAGUCUGAUCAGAAAACAUUUGAUCUUUGAGCUACACACAUUGAUCCCUGAACUCCGUGCAUCAGUGCCUUAACUUCAGUAGAAGUAUUCAGUUAAAAUGUAUUUGUCAGUAUCUUCAGUAAGCUAGAUAAGUAUCAGUUUCCAAAUGCAAAUGGGAACAUCUUAUUCCCAAACAUAUAGUUCUUCAUUGCAGUAUCCAUUAUAGGGUUCAGAUACAUCUUCUGUUGGUAUUGCAGUAUACUAAUCACUGUUGAACUGUGCAUCAUUUAUAUACAAAUAACGACCUAGAAAUGUGCAGUUAUUUAGCAGGUACAUUUAGUAUACAAGAAAAUCAGUUACACUCCCGUUGGUAUUUGAGCACACUGUAUUGCUUAAUAAGUUAAAUAACUUUUAUCAACAGUUGUUAAAUGUAACUGAGUUAGAACUUUGGGAAAAAAUGUGAAAGAUGUAACAAAUCUGAACACUGAACAGAGCAACAAUCACUAAAUGUUCUGCUGUCACUUAAACUAAUAUCUGAAUCAGCACCAGUGUCAUAACUUACUGUCUAAAUCCAUUUCUGCAGACCUUUCAUUAUUUAGCAUUAAUUGUACAAAAUAUUUUUUUUUUCUAAGUGGGCAGUAUUUGAAUCCAAAAUUCUUACUUCAUUUUUGUUAAUAUUUAUAUGUAACAGAUCAGUCUUUGUGUCAAGAUAAUUUAAUUACUUCUCAGAGGAAAGUCUACAGUAAGAGAUAAACGCCCAUUCAGAAACAGUUAACAUUGUAUUUGUGCACUGAUAGCAGAAUGAUAUAAGAAACUAUUUAUUUCUCGUAUAUAAAAUUAUAUGACAGUUAUGUUUAGUUUUUACUUAGAUGGUCUGCUCUUGUGUUGUAGGAAUAAUGUCAACAACUGAAAGGUAAGUUUAUUUCAUUUCAAAUGUUAAGUUAUGACAGUUUUUUUUUCAAGUUGACAGCUUGUUAAUGGUAGUUCAUUUCCUUUUAAUACCCUAAGAGAGAAUUCAAUACAGCGACUCAGUUAUCUAUGGUAAUGGAGGGAAGAAGCAGUGUGGAUAAUUAAAAACAAUGGAUAAUCCAAUAAUCUGGGAAUACCCAUCAUUCAUGCUGCAUUCAUCUUGCAUAUUAUUGCUUACUGAUUGUGCUAUUGGUCAGAAAUAUCUAACAGAGGAAAGUGACCUAUAUUCAGUGCUAGUAGGCCAGGAUGUAAGACAGUGUUGUGAUAAAACAGAAAGUUGCAAUAGGGUUAGAAAAUGGACAGUACACUGCAAAUUGCUUUGAAGUAUCACUGAUACAUACUGCUGAAAUAGAUGUAAUGAGCAACACUCAAAUCAUCAUGAGAAGCUAUGAUCAGUAAUGGGAGUUCUGAAAGUUCUAGAUUAUAUUACAAGGUGGAUAACUUGCAUGCUGAUAAUAGUGUGUGUACUGUAUGAAUGUUCAACUAUAACUUAAACAUAACAUACCUUAGACAUUCAAGAGAAUCUUAGGUAUUGUAGCUUAAGUCAGAAUCAACAACAGCUAAUGCAGAAAGUAGAUUCCCCAUUUCUUUGGAUGCAGAAGAAGAAAGAUUACAGCUAAUUGAACGAGCAAUAAAUUGAAGUAAUAUCUUUGCUAACAGUGUUGAUUAACUCAGUACUCAAGAAGCACUUUAUCAGUUAAUAGCAGUUUCAGUACCAUUUGCACAAAAUACUUCCACAUGAUAAGAAAUGAGUAACAUAUCAUAUAAUACUGCACACAAAUUAUGUACUUAUGUCUUUGUUAUUUUUAGUAUGAAAUUUUUAAUAAUUAAUACAGUGUGAUAAGAAUUUUAAAAUGUGAGCUGUAUAUGUGAUACUUGUUUGCUAUACAGGCUUACAGUUACUGGCACUUUAUACAGUAUUACUCUAGCAGUAAUUUCCACCCUAUUCUGGAUGGGGCAUAGUAAAAUAAAAUUUAAAUUGUAGUAGACCAGUUACCAUACCAGUAGUGUAAAUACUGGUAACAUUACUCUUAUGGUUCAGAUCCAUCUAUCAGAAGAAAAAAAAUUUAAUAAAUAAAGUAAUUGCUUAGAAUUUGACUUUAAAUACCUGAUACAGCAUAUGGUGGAAUUAUACUGUAGUAGCAUCUGAAGAGCUGUCAAGUUAAAAUUUAUAGGAAUAUAUAUAUAUAUAUAUAUGUGUGUGUGUAUGUAUAUAUAUAAACAAGGGGAGAAUGAUCACUUAUCAUGGCAGGGAUCACAUUCAACACAAAGGUAACAUCAACUGUUUUGCCACACUGAGUGCUGUCAACAGAGAGAAAAGAUCCACCUUCAGAGUGACAUAUUGGUAGAUGAAAGUGUUGCAUUCAGUUGGCAGUUGACAUAUGACUUUUAUCAUACAAUUUCUUCCUGCCAUUGUGUGAGUAAACACCAUCUUGUGCAAAAAUAUGUGAACUAUUUAUGCCACUUGGUUAGUUAAUGACAGUGUACCAACUGAGAAGGUUAACAUCAAAUGCACAGUAUCUGUUAUCUGAAUGGAUCUAUGCCUUGAUAAGUGUUCCUGUCUGUAUAUGAUUUGGAGAAGAUGAAUGAAUGAUUUGGUUUUAAAAAUACCAUUUGUGCAAUGAAUAAUGGUUUACAUUGUUCUAGAAUAGCUAUACAGCCCUGAACAGCCACACAGUGAAUGCAGAUUUUUGUAUCUUUGAGCUCAGUAUGGAAAUGAUAAUGCACAGAAGUGCUAUUUUAACAUUCUGGGUGAUGAAAGAAACUGAAUUGAUGGAAAAUUGUUGGAGUAUAAUUAUCUUCACCUAAAAUCAUUGCCAGUCUUGCAUACUUCAUCCUUCAGUAUUUUUUUUUUGUUAUUACUUGUCCAGCUUUCUACUUUUAUAACAUCGUUAUAUAAUAAACAGUUGCUCACAUUCAUGCAAGUACAUUGCAUUUUUCUCAAAACAUUGUUUUUACUCAUUUCUGCUAAUACUAUUUAGCUGUUAUGUGCUUUUUAUAACAACUUUCAUAUUCUGCAAAGAACUUUGGAAAAUACAUCAAAAUAUGUAUAUAUUGUAUAUUCUCUUUACAUUUUUAAGAUGAACUGACGAAAAAUAUGGUAGCUGUUAUUUACUAAACAUUAUUUUUGUUAAACAAGGCACAAGGGAUUAUACUAAAUGUAAUUAAAUUUUUACAUCACAUGAGAAAUAUGAAUGUGUGGCAAAACUUUGUAAUAAUUUUAAUUACAUAUACUGCUAUUUGUUGUUACAGACUACAGUUUUAAAUUUUAUUAAUUCAUGUAUAAGAAUUGUGCAUGCACUUAAAGCAUCACAUUUACAUUAUUGUGCUUAUAGUGAUUGUUCUUUGUUAUUUUUACAUCUAUAUGAGGAUAA
This is a messenger RNA of Cryptotermes secundus, 8949 nucleotides long. It is a transcript of the gene Cdep, whose product is annotated as FERM, ARHGEF and pleckstrin domain-containing protein 2. The transcript has 25 exons. Lineage: Eukaryota; Metazoa; Arthropoda; Insecta; Blattodea; Kalotermitidae. Gene Ontology annotation, molecular function: cytoskeletal protein binding; guanyl-nucleotide exchange factor activity. Gene Ontology annotation, cellular component: cytoskeleton. The record is from RefSeq and is a predicted model, not a curated record. The coding region runs from base 412 to 3840 and encodes 1142 amino acids.